GAAACACGCUGGAAACACGCUUCACGCGCCAGUAGUGGCCAACUUGAGGCGUCCGAUCAUGGACACGCCUUCAUCAAAUUCACUGUCAAGGCCUCGUCUAAGGCUUAAUCGCUAUACACCAAAUCCUCGGUUUCAGGACAGUAGUGACAUGGACUUUACUCCAGUCGCAGUCCCUUCCUCCGCGCGAUCACAACUUAAUGUCGUCGAUGAUGAGGACGACAAUCAACCUACUCCUCGUAUGCCACUCAGGAACAUUGCUUCUCUUUCAAAUACCUAUGGUCCAAAUUCUGAUUUUGGUCUAUUGACUUCGUUUGCGACACCCUCCGAUACUCCUGCGGCACGCCUCCGCGCCUUGUUAGCACGUUCAUCUGAUUCGCCCAAUGGAAAAUCUCCCCCUGCAAGACCAUUUUCACAACUGUCAGAAGAUGGCGCUGGCUCUGUAUCAUCUCGCUUUACAUCUGCAACUCCAAGCGUUACUCGGGACAGCCUGAAAGAUUUGUUUUCUCGUGCCAGACGUGAGCCUGGGGACACACCGCAGAAAUCGAAACCGCGUAGAAAGAGUUUUGACACCAGUGAGAUGGACAUUACCCCUGUUAUCGACCGUGAAAGGGAACAGCAUAAGGGUAAAAGAAAAAGUCUCAGUGAUGAUGAAGUUGAUAAACCAAAAUCCAGCAAGAGUUCCGAAUCGUCAUUUCGGUCUUCUCAUGCAGCAACGUUUGAUACCCUUCGUGCACGUCUAAUGUCUUCUCACUCGCGGCUCCUCGAUCAAAACUUACCCACAGCGGUGUAUGACGUCACUUCUCAACCCUCCGAAACAGGUUCAUUACUUGCAGAUGACCAUCGUUUGGAAGGACAUGUUAAUGAUAAUUCGACGACAACUUCCUUACGACCGCUUGAUUCCACUUGGUCAUCGCCUCCAAGAACCUUCCAAUUGCCUUCCCAGCUAGCGUCACACUCUAAUCUCCUGGAUCAAGAUUCGGAUAUGCAGCAUGCUAUGGGGGAUCUCGAUACAUCCGAAGAUGCACCGAUGCCUGGGCCAAGCACCAGCCGCCCGUCAACCACUCCGUUGCGGCCCCAUUCCUCUAUUUCCUUACGCGGAAGUUCGCGACAUCAUGAUCAGUCUCGGCGUACCAGUCUUGAAUUGCCAGGACCAAGGGCGAGCUCAUCACUUUCUGAUGCUGAUUUCAAAGAACAACACCAGUCUCGUGAAGAACAUCGGAUGCACCAACGUGAACGCGAGUGGAACCGUCCAAAAGCACCAUCACGUUCUGCCACCCCUGAGCUGCAUCACCAACAUUCAUUGGAGUUCCACCGACGCCACUCUCAAGAAAUCCCUUGGACGUCGCCCUCUCACAUCAAGUCCCUUUCGAAUGGAGCGACUUCACCGCUCAGCAGCAGGAUUCUGCACAGAAAGGGUAGCGUUGCGUCGCUUCGCAGUUUUGAUGAUGGCCGGAGCUCAAGGUCAAGUUCCAUAAGCUCACAUGCAGAUCAUCGUGAUCGGAUGGCUGAGCUUGACGGAGAUCGUUACCUCGAGCGUGAACGAGAAUGGAAUAAACGGCACCCACCGCCUCGACCGUCUUCAAGUCUUAGCUCACAUUCAAAUCACUCACACACUCACCCCAGUCGACCUCCAUCAGUCACAGCGUAUGCGACACCAACGCUUGCAUCCCUUCAACGACAAGGUUCCAGUUCUCGAUUAUCUGGUGCCAGCUCACCUGCUAGCUCACAUGCUAGUCAUGACUCAUUACAAGAUCCGGAAGAAGUGGAAGAAGAACGAAAGGUCACGCAUGAACGGGAGCGAAAUUGGAACUCGCCACAGCCCAGAUGGAAUACGGCGAGGCAUCAUAGUCACGGCAGCAGUGGUAAUGAAGUUACAUCUGCGAGUGACCAUCUUUCUCAAAGCAAGAGUGGAAGGAGUUUGCGUACAUCGUCUAGUUUACCUCGCCUUACUCUAGAGGCUCAACGCAAAGGCUCACCGACAGCUGUGAAGUUGCGUUCUCACAAAGGCAAAGUAGAUUCAGUACUCGAUGAACCAACAUCCGUUCAUCCGCCUCAGGGUUCAGAUCCGCUGUCUCCUUCCAAUAAUGGCGAAGCUUCACCCCGUACUACACCACUCAAGCCUGCGGUCGCUUCAAGAUUUGGCUGGGGGUUUUCACGGGGUCAUCAGCUUCCUCCUUUUGAUCUAGAGAGUUCGCCUAAACGAGGUGAACGAAGCAAUAAGGAGCCUGAUUCCUCGCAUCACCACACGCCAACCAUCUCUUCACCAUCGCCGACUCCAGGCUCGCGCCCAUCCAGCCGGGCAUCGGUCGUCAAUAGGUCGAGCUUGAUUCCAGUACUGUCGCCAUCUAAGAGGGAUGGUCUUUUCAAUAGCGGCAGUUUUGCUUCUUCCACUCCUAAAGCCAACGAUGAGGAGAAGUUCAAGAUGGGUCAUCGCAAACGGUUGACGGAGUUUACUGAGUCAGUGGGGAGUAUUCACCCUCAUACUAGCAUACAUGGUGAAUUUGGGGAUGAGGAUAUGGUUUUAGCGAGUGAUGAGGAAUCUGUGUCGGAGUUUGCCCUGCAAUUGACUACUCCAGAUACACGACCUUCGAAUUCUUUCCCAGAAGAUCCUCCCAGCGAGCCAGAGACAGAGGUUUUGGUGUCUCCACCUCCCUCGCCACCAAGACAACGCUCACCCGUUCAAACACCUGGUGUUUCUUCCAAUGAUGAAGCACGUCUUCACAGAGCUCUUUCCUCAGCUUCAGCGAACUCGUUCCGACCUCCUACUCCAGACUCUCCAUUAGAUGACUCGCAGUCCCAAGAGCAGGCGAUGCCAUCAUCUUUCACUCCUCCGGGAACGCCGCCAAUGACCAGUUCCACUCCUCAGGACGAAUCUUCUGAAGUUAUUCCUACCUUUGCGCUCACAACUCCGCCGCGCCCUCUUGCGUCAAGCACUUCCAUCCUUGACGUCCGCACCCCAUCUCCGCCCCAUGAUCUCUCCAAUCUUUCUGUUCUCCCUUCUUCUGAAGAUGAAGCAGAGAUACGCGAGGCUGAUGUCACACCCGUGCGAGUGGAUGAGGAUGGCCUUGCCAAUCCGAACUAUACCGCGAUGAAAACUCCGAGGCCUCCUGGAGCGUGGGCUGCUACACCCGUACCGCCCAAGCACCUGAGGGACGCAUCACCACCUCCUACUUCAUCUGAGUUGGCUCCGAUUGCAUCAACGUCGUCGACGUCGACGUCUCGGGCUAAUUCUAAAUCCGAGCGGAGCUCAAAGAAGGAGGCCCCGGCAGGCAAUGGACUGCUCACGCCAAUACCUUCUCUGUCACGUGCUAGCACUCUUCCUAUACGCACCCCGGCACCCCCUGGUGCAUGGAUGCUCACUCCAAAUCAACCCACAGCUCAGAAUGGACAAAAUGGUUCUGCCGAUCAGUCCCAGUUUGGUUCUAUCGGAAGGAGAAAGAGCAUUCUCAAAGUACGCUUUGACGUCACGGAAUCCGAGGCUUCAACUGCUGAAGUUGAACACCAAAAAACACCUUUACCUUCCGGACGCGUACAUAUGUCAGACUUUCCACCUGAUGACCACGCACGACGGACAGAGAGCAUUCCUUCAAAAAUGACCAAUGGCUCUGCUCACGUUGUACAUGAUUCAGUGCCAGCAAGGCCCGUUACUCCUGAACAGUCUACAACGUCCGCGUCUCGUGCCAAUAUACCAUCGCCACGUUCGCUAAGAAAAUCCCCCACCGUCAAAGUUGUGGAUGCAUUCGGCCGGGAAAGGAUUGAUGACCUUCCAACGCCGGAUGAAGCCCGGGAUAUUGCGAACGGGCAUGUAGAUGCGAAAGACGCAAUUUGUUCACCAUCAUCAGCCGAAACUCCUCACACUUCCCGUGCCCAACACAAGAGUAAUAUUCGUAUUGUCGAUGCAAUGGGAAGAGAAAUUGAAGAAGUCCCUGUGAUUGAGCCCCUAUUCGAAGAAGAGUUGUUGGUCCUACAUGAUGAUCCACCCGUUGGUCGCACCAAAACGCUGGCUCAGAUGCGGCAAACACUUCGGGAGUGGGCCGAUGGGCUAAGUGAUGGGGACAGGUCUGUUGAUGACCUCGCUUUGAACACAAGCCACCUUGAAGAGCUGGAAGAAGUUUCGAGGGCAGCACGGCAUGCUCGGAAUCAGUUGGCUCAGACCCUUCGCGUUGAAUCUGUGAAAGAGCGUGACCUGAUUAACAAACAUGCGAAGGACGCUGUGACCCGAAGUAAGCUUUUGCUGGCUAUCGCUGGCGACAAUAGUUCUUUCCAUCGUGGUAUGGUUUUGCUCGGAGUUGUGGUCCAAAUAGUCUUCGUCCUUGCAAUGUGGCGAUUCGCACACACUCAAGCUCGCCGACUUUUUUACACCGUCUAUUAUGAUCCUCUAUACCCAGAGUUGAAUCCCCUACCUGGACAUCGCCCAUCAAUUUUCGCCCCCAUACCCCUCAUUUCCAUGGUCGCUUUCGAGCGCGGCACUGUGCGCCGCAUUGGUGAACAUGCUUGGGAGAAGUGGGGAGAACGCCCUUACACCGGAACAUGGCCCCCUACGUGA
Messenger RNA from Suillus bovinus, 4546 nucleotides. RefSeq lists its product as uncharacterized. NCBI's taxonomy places the organism in Eukaryota, Fungi, Basidiomycota, Agaricomycetes, Boletales, Suillaceae. The coding region runs from base 59 to 4546 and encodes 1495 amino acids. The record is from RefSeq and is a predicted model, not a curated record. The transcript is spliced from 13 exons.